This is a messenger RNA of Cheilinus undulatus (humphead wrasse), 5236 nucleotides long. RefSeq names its product zinc finger and BTB domain containing 10 (gene zbtb10). The coding region runs from base 221 to 2443 and encodes 740 amino acids. Gene Ontology annotation, molecular function: DNA-binding transcription factor activity, RNA polymerase II-specific; RNA polymerase II cis-regulatory region sequence-specific DNA binding; protein binding. Lineage: Eukaryota; Metazoa; Chordata; Actinopteri; Labriformes; Labridae. The transcript has 5 exons. The record is from RefSeq and is a predicted model, not a curated record. Gene Ontology annotation, biological process: regulation of transcription by RNA polymerase II.
CCUGCGCGGACGCAGCGAGAACCCUGAAAUUCAUUAUGCGUUUAAAACCUUUAUUUAUUUCCGCAUAACCUACAUACUCUCACCGGGAGGGUCAAAGCGGAGAAAAGGAACGACGACGGUCCAUCUCUUUCGGAAAAUACAGCCUAUACAAUCACGUUAUAUUUUUGUCGGAGGGGGAUACUGUUGAGAAAGUGAAGAUUCUAAUAUAUAUUAAGAAAAAAUGUCCGGUGAGAGAAACCGCAGGUCGCUGGCUUUCCGAGGAGGUGGAUUAGCUGGGUUAACGGGUUCCAGCGGUAUCGGUGGGGGGAACUGUAACAGCUGGGAGGCCCCGGCCUGUCAAGACCGACAGUUUAACGGGAACAGGCCGGAUCAAGAGGAGGACAGGGAUCUGGGGGCUAAAGGAUCAUCGCAGAAGAGAGUGGAGGGCGCUGGGUCUGUCAGCGAUAGCACGGAACCCGAGGCGGAGGAAGAAGAGGACCCGGAAGGGGGCAGCUGGGCAGCCGGGGAGGGCGACGAUCGUAUCGGCUCAGGAGAAGGGGAGGACGGGUCCAGGGAGAGGAAUAGCUUGACAGCGGGGAACGGUCCCAACGCCGACAGUCAGGAGUCGGGAAGCGGUGCGAGUGGAAGCGAGACGGGAUCCAGGAAAUCUGGUGUAGAGAUGAGACCGCAGACGCUGCUUCAGAAACACUCAUUAUUCCAUGCUACGUGGUUACAAGAAUUUCCAUGGCUUAAAUUUUGCCAGGAGACGGGACUCAUGUCUUGUUCUUGGUGUCACAACAUUGCCACUAAAAACAGCGACGAGCUUGUUAAAGGCAGUCGUAACUACAAGCGGGCCUUGCUGCUGAGACAUCACCUGUCUUCUGAGCACGGGAGAAAUGACCCAACCAAACAGGAGAUGGCGAGGCCCUCAGAAAACAGCAGCCCCUCAGCCAUCAGCUCAGAGGAAGACUACCGCAGCAAACCCAAUGAGAACUCCUACUGUUACCAGCUUCUUCAGGAGCUGGAUAAGCAGCGCAAGAGCGGCAUCCUCUGUGACGUCAACAUUGUCGUCUCGGGCCAGGUGUUCCGCGCACACAAGAACAUCCUGGUUGCGGGCAGCCGCUACUUCAAAACCCUCUACUGUCUGACCAAAAGCGAGGCCCAGGACCAGGCCACAGUCACACACCUGGAUGUCGCUGCUGUGCAGGGCUUCUCAGUCAUCCUCGACUUCCUCUACUCCGGGAAUCUGCUGCUCACAAGCCAAAAUGCCAUAGAGGUGAUGUCUGUUGCUAGUUACCUCCAGAUGACAGAAGUUGUACAAUCAUGCAGGGCGUUUAUAAAAGAUGCCCUGAAUAUCAGCAUCAAACAGGAGGCCCCUGAUUCAGUGGUGGUGGACUACAACAAGAGGCAGACGGUGGCCAAAGAGGGACAGAGAAACCUGGACCGGAAGCCCAGCAACUUCUGGGCCACAAGCAUCCUGUCCAAGCUGUCCAUCAAGGCAAGCAACAACCAGGGAAAGGAAGGAAUGGAAGAAGACGAUGAGGGUAGCAAGGUGAAAGAGGAGCCCAGGGAUAUAGAGGUGACAGUAGUUGGGGGUGAGGGUUGUGCCCUGGUGACCCCCGGAGCCUCCGGGAGCUGGGCCCACCACAACGACAACUCGUCUGAUUCAGCAGAGACCAAUGAGACCCGGGCAGCGAGCGGCCAGGUGUUCGUCUGGAACGAGCCAGCCACAGGUGGCGCCGCUGCAGCUCCCGCAGCAAUAAAGAGAGAAGCGCCAGACCCUGCAGCGGGAAGCGGACGGAGGAAAAAGCAGACAACCACACGCCGUUUUGUGUACAACUUUCCACCUGAGCCUGAAGAGGGAUUCGAUGAGGGGAUGUUCAUCCAGCCAUCAGCCUCCUACCCCAGAGAGGACUUCUCCUCCCUCUCUGAAAAUGCUGAGUUGGCCAAUCAGAUCCAGUAUAGCAUCAUCCAAGACUUACAGCAAGGGGAGUCCUGGGAGAAUGGCGAGUCCUCACACCUAGCCCUCAAUAAGCUGAAGUGCCCCCACUGUAACUACAUCGCCAAGCACCGGCGCACGCUCAAGAGGCACCUGAUCAUCCACUCGGGCGUGCGCUCCUUCAGCUGCGACAUCUGUGGCAAGCUGUUCACCCGCCGUGAGCACGUUAAGAGACAUUCCCUGGUGCACAAGAAGGACAAAAAGUACAAGUGCAUGGUGUGCAAGAAAAUCUUCAUGCUCGCAGCCAGCGUAGGUAUCCGUCACGGUUCGCGGCGCUACGGCGUGUGUGCUGACUGCGCCGACUCACACCAAGCAACUCAGGAGGGCCUGGAAGGCAUGGAGUUUCCUCGAGACGAAGACUUCGAAGGUGAGGAAGUGGAGGACCUGGAGGGGGAGGAGCCCACUGACAACGACCAAUCAAACUGGGGUGAAGGCAAUGCAGGUGCUGCCCCAGAGGAGGACUAAGAAUUUUAACAAGCGUGAGAAACAAAAUAAAAAGUUGAUGUUUAAUAUAUAUGUAUACAAAAAACUAGCUGGUAAACAAUCAACUCCAAAGUGCUAUCAAACCUUGAGGUUACUUAAUUGUGCAAGUAUAUGACAAAGAGAUGGAUUUAAAAAGACAAAGCUUUGGUAGAAUGGGAACUCCAAGAUGUACAGAUUUUAUUAAUGUUUAAAUAUGUCCAACUGUGAGCCCAGUGCUCACUAAAGAAAGAUUCUAAUGAUGAAUAAUAUGAGAAAUCAGGUUUUUGGUGAUGUAUUUUAUUUCCUGUUUUUGGGGAGAGAGUUGGGUGGGGUGAUGUAGUUUUUUGAGUUGGGUUAGGCCAAUCAUCUAAAAAGCGAAAUGUUUAUUAUUUAAUUUAUGAAGAGAGGUUAUUAUGGUCUUAUCAAAUGCUAUAAUUUUAUUUCUGUUGUUGUUGUCUGCAGGCAGAGGUGCAGUGAUAGCUGCAGCUUUCUGCAUAAUCUGAAAGUAUAGUGCUUGUGCAAAUACACAGAAGAAGAGCAUUAUUGUCCACAGGAAGAUUUUGAACGUGCUCUCUAGAUCUUUAGAUGCGCUAAAUAUUAUUAUAUUAUUCUUUGCUUCUUCUUUUCUUUCCCUGCCCAGAUCUUGGAACCAAAAAAUCUGUUUUGUGACUCUAAUGUAUCACAGCCAUAUUUAUGAUUAAUUUAAGAGGGCUGUGAUAUUGUGCCAAACAGACCGCACACCAAGAUUAAGCAGGAACAAAAACUACUGAAUACGCUUUAAAGAGAAAACAGACAUGAGGGUUUUUUCUUUCUUUUUUUGUUAAGCGGGAAAAAUAUGGAUUAAAAAAAGUACAAGGGGAAAUGUUAUUGCUAGCUUUAUACAAAUCACAGCGUCACAGUAACACUUUAUUAUUAUUAUUAUUAUUAAACAAAAGCAUUUGACUUUCACUUAAAGCUUGAAUUUUGCCAAAUGAUGAAACGUUUGGUGCUGUAAUGCUUGUCGCAGAAUACUGGACCUACAGGCUAUAUAUGAUGUUUAUAAUCAUAAAGCUUAAACUGACUCAGUUAUACAUAAAUAUGUAAUCAGCUCGUACUAUAGAACACUGUUGUGCUACGGCGACUAUCAGGUAUGCUUUGCCAUGUUUUUAGGCUUCUAUUUUAUUUAAUGCACACACAUACACAUACCAUUUUGUAGAACUACCGGCAGUCCUUUUUUUUUUUUUCUUGACAUUUUGCGGACCUAAGUAGACAUCAAUACAUGUUUGUUUUUAUUUGGUACUGAGUUAUAUAUUAAAGACCGUUUCUAUUUAAAAUCACUUGAACAUUUGGUUGUAAGGGGGGAAGAAAUGUGCUAGAAAUCACAGUGUGUGAUAUUUUAAGUCUGAAAGAACUCCAUUUUUCACGUACAAAAUGUCAUCAGUUUAAUUUGAUGCAAGUUUGUUCUUGUUUGUUUGUUUGUUUUUUUUUUUUUUUUUUUGUUUUUUUUUUUUAGGUCUGCCAGGUAGAAAAACACUUUGUUCCACAAAAAGUGAAGCUCUAUGGCGCCUCAUAGACAUGCACUUACGUUUGUGUUCAUGAAAAUAAUUUCUUUUAUGUUUCUUCGCUUCCCCAAAAAGCGGGUCUGAAUGGAACUAUAUAAAAACUGUUGUGUCUUUCUUCCAAUGAGCAACUUUUUUAUUAGACUCUUUGUUUUUUUGUUAUUUAAUAUUAUAUAUAUAUUGACUCCAAAUGCAAUCAAGACUGUUAAUUUCUAUUUGUCCAACCAAAAUUGUUGUUUUUAAUUAUUGUUGAGAUGUAUGAGAAAAGCCAGGUGAAAACUUGCUUAGUGUAGAAAAUCCUUGCUCGUGUCUGUAAUUGUUGAGAUUUUUAAAUGUUUUUAUGCUACAGAAUCAUUCACUUUACCCUAGAUGCAUAUGUCGUUUUAAUUUUGUCCUUUUCCACGGAUGUCUCCAUUCUCCUUUGUUCUUUCAUUAAGCACAUAUUUUCUAAAGAAACACGGAUUGUUUGCGGGUCAAAACCUUGGAACAGCAGUAUCUGUUCGUAUGCAGUGAGAUAUAGAGUAUGUACUAAAGUGCUAAUGAUACAGAAGAUGUGUAACUUCCCUUGACUCUCAGUGAAAGAAGAUAUAUUUAAAGUCGUAGAGAUAUUCUGCCUCUUCGUGUCACUUUUACCUUCAAGUCACUGUGGGAGGGGUUAUAUUACACACAUACACAUAUAUAUAUAUAUAUAUGAUGAGAAUAUAUAAGAUGAAUAUAUAUAUAUGGAGAAAAUAUUAUUUAACUAGUGGAUUUAAGAAAUGGAACACAUUGACAGUCAGCUCGGACCUCCCUGUGUGGCGGUUUGUUUCCGUGAAUUUUAAACCUUUUGUUUCCUCUGUCCACGCCGUGUGCUCGUUCAUCACGCCAUCCUGUCGUCUUGUUUGUUCUUUUGAUACUAUCUACCAUCCUACUGAUUCUACUGUAAUGAAUGAAACUCAAAACUAUGAUGUAUCAUUUUUUCGAUUUUAUGCUGUAUUUGUUAUAUGGACAAAAAAAUACAAACAAAGCAAAAAACACUACAGAUGUCAAGCAGAGGUUUUUGUUCCCCAGCUGUAUUUUUUUACGCUGUCGCAGAUGGUUGUAUUUUUCAAUCUCUCUCUCGAACUUUAACAGUGAUGCAAAACUUUGGGCCGCGCCUCAGUGCCCUCUGAACACAAAGCAAAUUCAGGUUACUCUUUUUACGUUUUUAUCAAAGGUUUUCAAAGAUGGAACUACAUUCUCCUUUUUUCUGUCUGAAUUGUACUACUGUUCCUCUCUA